AGCUGGGAUAUGGAGGGACAUGCAGGAGGGGGUCUCAGGGACCUGGGGGUGGGAGGAGCGUUGGCCAAUCCUGCAUGUGUGGUCCUCGGCAGCAGCCUCCCUGGCAUGGGGGUGAAGCGGAGCCUUCAAAGCGGGGGCACCUUGCUGGGCUUCUUGGCCAACAUCCUCACCAUUCUGUCCAUGGCCACCAACUACUGGAUCCGCUACUCUGGGGGCCACAGUGGCCUGUGGCAGGAGUGCAGCGGGGGCACCUGCUCCAACAUCUCCUGCCAGACCAUGCUGGCGGUGACCGGGGCGUGCAUGGUGCUGGCGGCGGGCUGCAGCAUCGUGGGCUUGGUGAUGGGGCUGCGGAUUCUGUGCCAGGAGGGCGACUCGCGGGGCCGGACCACAAGUGCCAUCUUCUUCCUCUGCGGCCUGCUGCAGCUGAUCGCCAUGACAGGCUACACAGUGAAGAAUGCAGGGAAAAACGACGUCUUCUUCUCCUGGUCCUGUUUUUCGGGGUGGCUGGCUUUACCCUUCUCUGUUCUCGCGGGCUUCUGCUUUCUGCUGGCGGACAUGAUCAUGCAGAGCACGGAUGCCAUCAGUGGAUUCCCCGUGUGCUUAUGACCGCAGCUGCC
Aethalodelphis obliquidens (Pacific white-sided dolphin) is the source of this 617-nucleotide messenger RNA. It is a transcript of the gene CLDND2, whose product is annotated as claudin domain containing 2. The coding region runs from base 10 to 606 and encodes 198 amino acids. NCBI's taxonomy places the organism in Eukaryota, Metazoa, Chordata, Mammalia, Artiodactyla, Delphinidae. Gene Ontology annotation, cellular component: plasma membrane. The transcript is spliced from 4 exons. The record is from RefSeq and is a predicted model, not a curated record.